GCUGUGUGUUCUGGAAUUGGCUAGCAUAAAUCGUUAGCAUCAACGAAGGGUGUAUCUACAGAUUCAUUUGUUCAAUAGAGCAGAACUUCCACCAUGGCUUCAAAACUGAAAUACACAGAUCCACCUUCUAAAGGGGAAGUUAAACACAGAAGGACCCAGCCGCCAUCUUUUAGACAAACAACUCGAGAUGAAGAUAAAACAAAGAACUGCUACUUUUACAAAGAUGGGGACAACAAAUUUGCUGGAGUCAGAGUCUGCAUCAACCCGAGACGAUACAAACGACUUGAUGCCUUAAUCACAGAUCUGUCCACUAAGGUGAGAGGUUUGCCAUAUGGCGUCCGAAGUAUUUUCACUCCGAGAGGCCGUGACAUGAUUACAUCGCUUGACAACCUGGAAAACAAUGAGAGCUAUGUAUGCUCCACCAUGAGGCAUCAGGCCCGAGGAGUCGAUCCCAACAGAGUUCUGGCUCCUCCCAGAUGGCAUUUCACGAAACCUUCCAGUGGAAACAAAGAGUACAAUACACUGCUUCAGGAGCAAGAAUUUGAAAAUGAAGCUCGCUAUGUGGGAAGGCAGACGUUACCUCGGGACGCCAGGAUGGCUUAUGCAUACAACAGAAAUCAGCCCAAGAAAAUCACAUGCCUCAAGAAUGGUGACCCCGUAGUGAGACAUGUGGUCCUCAUCAAUCGACGCACAGCUCAGACGUUUGAACAGAUUCUCUCAGAUCUCAGUGGCAUGUUCCUCAUGGCCAUCAGAAAACUUUACACAAUUGAGGGGAAAAAAAUAACUAAUCUGACUGCAAUGAUCAACGGCCCUGAUGUACUGGUGGCAGGGGGAAAAGAACCUUUCAAGUCUAUGAGAGGCUUUGUUUAUGAGCCCCUCCCCCCAGAACAUUCCCCGACUCGUCGCAGCAGGAUAGGCAUGUAUGACCGCAACGCUUCCCGCAUGAGAAGCAGGACAGACUUCCACCAGGAUGGUGUGGCUACAAGACUGAAGAAAAGAAGGGAUAGGAUGAUGAAAACACGGGGAAACUGGAGAAUUUCUUGUACAACGAAUGAGCUACCAACUGCUGGAACCCAUGCUCAAGUCUUCAUUACAGUGUACGGUCACAAAGGAAAUUCUGGACCAGUACCUCUAGGGUUCCCAGAUAAUUCCUGCUUUAAUCCAGGCCAAGAGGAUGACUUUGAACUCAAUCUGGGUGCUGGCUUGGGAGAAAUUUACAAAAUCAGAAUUUCUCACGACAAUACAGGAGAAUUUCCAGGCUGGCUCUGUGAUGAGAUCCGGAUGGUGGAUACGGACACGGAUGAGAAACUGGUUUUCCCGUGUAGAAGAUGGCUGUCUCGAGAGGAAGAUGAUCAUGAGAUUUGCAGGGAGAUACCAGCUGUAAGAAAAGGAGAGCCUCACUUGCCCAUUAUCAAAUACGAGGUGGCAGUCGUCACUGGGGACCUGUGGAAUGGUGCCACUGAUGCCAACGUGUAUUUGACCAUCUAUGGGGACCGUGGGGAUUCUGGCGUGCGCCAACUCUACGUGUCAGACAAGGAGCGAGCCUUCAACAAAGGACAGACGAACCGCUUCACAAUUGAGGCUGUGUCUCUGGGUCACCUGAAGCGAGUCAUUGUGGGUCAUGACGGCACUGUGCCAGGAGAUGGCUGGUUUCUGGAGAAGCUGAGUAUUCAGGAACCUGAUGCCAAGCCUCAUGAGAUCUAUCAGUUUUACUGUGGCAGAUGGUUGGAUGAAGGUGAGGAUGAUGGAAAAAUUGUGAGGGAACUGAAAGUGCAAGAUGAGUAUAUGGACGAUAUACUGGAGAAGAGAAACUGGGAGUUCGAGAAAUGGAAGUUUGAGAGCAAGAAUCAAGUGAUGUUUAUCUCUAAGCUGACAGGGAAGAGUCUACGUAUCAAAGGAGAUGGCUCCGUGGAUGGCCUUGGAGAAGAGGAGGACCCGGGAUCUGUCUUCAUUGUGUCUUCCAAGAAACCCAUGGUUCGAAUCUUCACCAGUCUUCUCAAUGGCAACUACCACAUGGCCAUUGAUCAUGGCAAAAUCACUGGACAGGGCCGAGGUGGACCGCAGUGUGAGUUCCGCCUCCACGUGCAGUCCGACCGGACGGUGAUGCUGGAAGGUGCCAAGGCUCCUCUUCAGUUCGUCACGCUGGAGGAGAACGGCAAGCUGGGAGAUUCCAGGUCCACCCUGGACAAAGACCCGGCCAAGAGGUUCCAUGUUUAUGCAAAGGGUGUCAUGCGCCAUAGAGGCAUCAUCAUGCUGAAGACUUCCAACACCCAGGCCGUCAGUGUAGACCACGACAAGAACGUGUACGCCACCGGCCGCUGCAACAAAGCGGCGCAUUUCCGGGUGCACAAAGUAGCCGAUGGAGGGAUCCGCAUGUUUGAGAGUAUGAUCUACCCAGGUUUCUACCUGCGGAUGAAGGAGGGCAAGCUGGACUGCAAUGGUACAUUUGAUGACGAUGAUGAAGAGGGAAGCCGCAACGAGGAAUCUCAUUUCCUGGUGGAGAAGCACAAGGACAAAGGCUACUUCACGCUGCAGCAACACAAGCAGCGCGGCAUGUACGUCGGCUUCACCCCGCGCGGCACGGUGCGACCCACCAUCGACUCAGGCACCAACAACAUCCACGUCUUCCCUGAAGUGGUCGAGUUUGGCAUCUCGAAACAACAGCUGACAGAAGAAAAGCUCACCCCCAUCUCUGAAGGUGAAGGCUACAUGGAGACCCCGAGGUCGCGUGUGUCUCCAGAUUCGAAGCAGCCGGCCAAGCUAGAGAUUGAGGAGGGAGACUUCAGGGUCCUGGUGAGUACAACAGAAAGCAUGGAGCAGGGCAAAGUGGCCUUGGUCGUCUUUGGGGACAAGGGCAACUCCGGGCCCAUCAUUCUGCAGGGACCCACAGAGAAUGGACCACUUUUCAAGGCUGGCAACUCGGAUGAGUUCAAGGUGAACCUGGCUACUGUUGGGAAGAUCAACAAAGUGAGAUUGGAACUGAUUCCUCGUAGCCAGAACAGAGAGCCCUCUUGGAAAGUACAGAAACUGAUGCUCACAGACAUGAACACACAGGAAAAGCUUGUUUUCAAUUACGAUCGCUGGCUGUCCAGAGAAAGAGAGGAUCAAGAUCUGAUGAGAGAGUUACCUGUCGUGAGGGUUGGACAGGAGAAGGAAAGCUUGCCUGUGGUCAAGUACGUUGUGACAGUGUACACUGGCAAGGACCCUGGCUCUGAGACUGAGGCGCAGAUCUACAUCAACAUGUUUGGUGACAUUGGAGACUGUGGCAAGAGGUGGCUGCGACUGACCAACAGACCCACACCCUUCCAACGUGGUCAGGCCGACACAUUUGAGCUAGAGGCAGUACACCUGGGCAGCCUUAGCAAAAUCCAGAUUGGUCAUUCAGAAACGCGACCCGGAGAUGGAUGGUUCCUGGAUAAGGUUGUUGUCCGAGAGGGGAAGUCUGCCAACAUGGAGUUUGUGUUCCCCUGUGGAAGAUGGUUUGACUCUGGCAUGGAAGACAGAAAGCUGGAGAGAAUCGUCCUUGUUCAGGAACCAGCCCCCACCAAGAUUUCUCCUGAAGAACUUCCAAUUGAAAAGACGAAAGAAGCUAACACCAGCAUUGUAGUGAGCACUGGUUCACAAAGUGGAGCGAUCAUGCAGGACACCGUUGUCCUCUAUGUCUAUGGCUCAGAUGGAAAAGCAGGACCCGUGCAGCUGGGUAGUGGCAACGAUGACCUUUUCAAACCUGGGACCACAGAUGAAAUAAAGGUCAACAUUGAACCUGACGUUGGACAUCCUUACAAAGUGCGUGUUGGGCUGAUGGAAGAAGUCUUUGGCUAUGAAUGGCAUCUUGAUAAGCUGCUCGUAAAAGAUGUCAACUCAGGGAACGAACUACAAUUUGACGUUGACCGCUGGAUGUCGAGGCAGAAAGAUGACUGUGACGUUUGGCGGGAAUUGCCAGUCACUAGACCAGAUGGCCUGCCUUUGCCAGUGGUCACCUAUGGCAUUGAGGUUCACACCGGGGAUAUACCAGGGGCAGACACUGAGGCGCCCGUCUUCAUUAACUUGAUGGGCCAAAGAGGAGAUUCUGGGAUGCGGAGGUUGUAUGUUACACAGACGGAAGGAAAGAUGUUCUCUCAAGGAAAGAUUGACAGAUUCACCCUGGAAGCUGUGUCACUCGGUGACAUCACAUCGGUCACCAUUGGUCACUCUGACAGGACCCCAGGGAAUGGCUGGUACUUGUCCUAUGUGGCGAUAACAGAGAAAAAUUCUUCCGACCUGCCAGUGGAGACUUUCUUUCCGUGCGACAACUGGCUUGAUGCAGGACAUGAGGAUGGGAGCACGGAGAGAGAGCUCAGACCUGGCCAAAGACCUAAGCCAAAAGCCAAGUCCAGUGGAGAGUAUACGAUGUGGAUCACAACAGCUGAGGAUUCUCAGCCGGCAUACGGAGGCAAAGCAACCCUGGUUAUCUAUGGCGAGAAGGGUCGCAGUGAGGACAUCAACUUGUUUGCACCCAACAGUACUGCCAGAUUGUUUGAGCCUGGAAAUUCUGAUGAGUUUGAGGUUUCCGCUGGUGACAUUGGAGAAAUUUACAAAAUCCGUGUUUCUCGAGACGACAAUCCAGACUGGCGGGCUUGGCAUUUGGAAGAGGUGAAACUGAAAGAUAAAAGCACAGAUGAGACCUAUGUGUUUUCCUUUAAUCGAUGGAUGUCAAGAGACAUGGAAGAUGGAGAUCUGUCUCGAGAGCUUCCACUGGUUGCUGCAGACAAGGAACUUUUGCCAGUGAAAAUCUAUGAAGUGCAAGUGACAACUGGAGACCACUGGGCGGCAGAGACUGAUGCUACUGUAUCCCUCACCAUAUUUGGCUCCAAUGGUGAUGCUGGUGCCAGAAUUUUACACAGAGCAAAGAAAAAUGGGAAAAGGAAGUUCAUUCGUGGUGGGACUGACACUUUCACUGUUGAAGCUGUGGACCUGAAAGAGCUGUCCUCUGUGGUUGUCAGUCAUGAUGGGAAGGGUCCUGGCUCAGGCUGGUUCUUGGAACAUGUUGUCAUCAGAGAAUCUGCUGCUCCUAAGGAAAGUUUUGUGUUUCCCUGUGGUCGCUGGCUGGACGAAGGCGAGGAUGAUGGGAAGACAGAACGCAUGCUGAGAUUGAUGGAGCUUCCUCAGACCGCUGUAUCACAUGAUGUGCCUUCUGAAUGUGGUGGGCAGUGGAAAAUCACGGUGAGAACCUCUGAUUUCCCCGGCUCUGAUACCCGAGCCCAAGUGUACCUCACAGUGCAUGGCACCCAGGACAUCUCUCACCCCAUACCACUAGGAGAUGGCUCGGCUUCAUCCUCGCAGUUUGCUCAGGGGAGAGAGUCGGAGUUUGACGCGAACAUAGGCGAUAUAGGGGAGAUAACCAAGAUCAGACUGGAGCAUGAUGGUCGGAACAAUGACCCGUCAUGGCAUGUGGAUUGGGUGCAAAUGAAGCAUGCUGAUACAGGAUUUGACUGUCUAUUCACAAUCAAUCGUUGGCUGGCAGAGGAUCAGGAAGACGGGCAGCUCUUUAGAGAAUGUGCCUUGGAAACCCCGGGCUGGAUGCCAACCCCUGUGAUGCGUUACCUGGUGCUGAUACAAACUGGCAGACUUCCCAACUCUGGGGCUCACGGAGGGGUCAGCUCCAUCUGUCUGACCGGCACAAACGGAGACUCGGGCCAGCAGCUUCUGACUCGCCCAUUAGCCAGUGCCUCGGAGAACAUGAAGGAAGGGAUCUUGGACGUCUACAUGCUGGAGGCAGUCAGUGUUGGGGAGAUCACAAGUGUGCGGCUUGGUUUUGAAGGGAAAGGCCGAGCCAAAAAUUGGUUUGUGGAAAGUGUCAAGGUGAUGGAAAGUCUCUGGUCUUUGUCUGAACAUGUCUUCCGUGCAAAUUGCUGGCUGGAUGAUGACGAAAACAGCGCGGUUGUUCUUGGACUGUCUGAAACUGGUGUAGCUACAUCUCUGCCUAACGGAAUUGACUAUGCCUUACUGGGUCAUAAACAUCCUGACGGGAAAGGAUCGUUUGACAUCUGGGUGUGGACAGGAGCCCAGGAAAGUGCUGGCACUACAGACCCGGUACAUCUUGUGUUGUACGGCACUGCUGGACCAUCAACCCCUGUGCACCUCAACAAAGAUUCAGAACUGCGUCCAAGUUCUUGCAUACACACUCAGGUUGACUCUGUUAGCAUUGGACAAAUUUUCAAACUGAGAUUGUCCUUCCCAGACAAAGUGGGAAACUCUUCUUGGUUCCUAGAGAGGAUCAAGCUGAAGGACAAGGAUACAAAGCAAGAGUUCAACUUUGAGUACAGCAACUGGAUCCAGAGCACUAAUGACAACCUGGACGGGCUUGUUGAAAUUCCUGCCAUAAGACCUGACAUAGCACCUUUACGAGAAUGCACAUACAAAGUGAAGAUAACAACGGGUAAUCUGCCUUGUUCUGAGACUUCAGCUGAGGUCAAUUUCAUGCUCAUCGGGCAGUGGGGAGACUCCGGUCAAUGUUAUUUGAACAAGUCACUGAGCAACCGAGAACCGUUCAAAAGAGGACAGACUGAUGACUUUGAGCUCAAACUUCUGUACCUGGGAAAUGUGUCAAAGCUGUUCAUUGGCCACGAUGAACACGGCCGAGGAAGAGGUUGGUUCUGUGAACAAGUGGUCCUCACCGCCACAGAUGAAAAAGGUGCUCAGUCGGAUGUAAUCUUUGCCUGCAACAGAUGGUUUGAUACAGGAGUCGAUGACCGCCGUACUGUGAGAGAGUUUACUCCACUGGGCAGCAUUUCACACACAGACAUUGUGAAGGGCGAUGUGCGGGCCGCAUCACGUGGUAUUUGGACAUGCCAAGUCAGGAUGGCAGCCCAGGAAAAAAUGGAUGUGAGUGAAAUAGCGUCUGCCCGCUCCCACUUAGUGUCGCUGGUUAUAUACGGAACUCACGGUGUGACCGGGCCCAUGGAGCUGGGAGAGACGCAGGCAGAUCGGUUUGCACCGGGUCAAGUGGAGACUUUCAAGGGUUUGAACUUUGGAAACAUUGGGGAGCCAACAAAAGUACGGGUCAGCUCAGGCAUUGAAGGUGAUAAAGAUGCCAUGUGGACCAUUGAAGAGGUGAUUCUUCAGGAUGAGACCACCAAAGAAAAACUUCAUUUUGACUUCAGCGGUUGUGUUGGUCAAAUAGGGGGUGAUGUUCGAAAGGAGAGACCAGUGCUUCUUCCUGGUGCUAAAGUUCCACCUUUGGUAACGUACACAGUGCGAGUGCACACAGAAGAUGUUGACCGUGCGGGAACGACGGCAAAAGUCUACGCCACUCUGUACGGCUCUAAAGGUGACAGUGGCAGGAGGCUGCUGCACACAAAGGAAGGGAUGGCUCCUUUCAGACAGGGCCAGAAAUUACAGUUUGAAAUUGAGGCGGUCGACCUUGGUGAUCUCGAGAAAAUGGUGCUAACAAAAGGUCCUGGCGACCCAUGGAUGCUCAGCCAAGCUGUGGUGAAAGCGGGACCUUUUGGGCCUCUGGAAAAUGUAUUUAUAUGGAGCAAUUGGAUUGGCAGUUCAGAAGAGCGAGACAAGGAAGUCGAGGUUACACUUCCAGUGAUUUCAGGAAAGCCAAGCUCUGUUGCCGUGCCGACUACUGACUUCCCAGAUUUUCCUAUCACAAGAGGCCACUGGACUAUGGAAGCCAUCACGGGCCCUGAGGGCACGAGAGGGGACGCCACUGAUGUUGUCGUUGUGUUUGCCGGAACAAAGGGGGAGAGUACCCCAGCUAAAUUGAAAUUCAGAAGGGAUAACCCAUUCCAAGCCGGCAUGACUGACAGUAUGGAGCUUAACCUGACCGAAGACGUUGGAGAUUUGGUCAAGGUCCGUCUAGGGUUCGAGGACAAUUCUGAACACAAAUCCUGGCAUGUGAAGAAGGUUGUUUUUGAAGACACAGAUACGAGAGACACAUUCUGGUUUACUCUGAAUGACCAUGUCAAAGUGGAUGAUGUGGCCGAUGGAUGGAAAGAAUUCCCAGUUGUUUGGCCAGGAAUUUUCAUAUUACCAAUCAUCCAAUACAGCAUCACGGUAGAAACAGGAGAUGUACCGGAGGCAGGCACCAGUGCGCAGAUUAUGUUGAAAGUGGAUGGAGAAACGGGCAGCACAGGAUUCAGAAUGUUGAAGGAUACGAGGACGAGUGAGGCAAAGUUUCAGCUUGGCCAGAGCAACACAUUUGUGAUUGAAGCUGUCAGUCUCAUGAACCUUGAGAGUGUCACUAUUGGCCAUGCAAAUAAAAGUCCCGGUAUGGGAUGGUUCCUCAACAAAGUGACUGUGAGACCAAGUAGUGAAGAAGAAGAUUAUGUGUUCCCAUGCAACAGGUGGCUGGACGCAGGUCAGGAUGACGGGCUAACAAUGAGGACACUACACGUUGGUGAAGACGUGAGCACCAUUGCCCCAGAGACAAACCGUUCCUCCAGAAUGCCCUCAGCAAUGGUGGACGUAGAAGACGUACCAGAGCCUGUGGAGGAGAAGCCUGUGACUCCAAAAGCUCAGACACCCGAACCGGAGCCCCAGCCAGAGCCACCAGCGCCACCACAGAAAGCCUUCAGCUAUGAGGUGACAACUGUAACUGGAACUGGAGUGGGUCACAAGACAAAGAGCGACAUUGUGCUCAUCCUGUACGGAGACAAGGGACACUCGGAGGCUUUGGUGCUGGAGCAGGAGAAUUCUACUCUCGGCGACGAGCAGUCACAGCUGUUUGAAAUUUCCACAGAUGAGAAUGUUGGAGAUCUCUACAAAAUUAGAGUGGGAUUUGAGAAUGCUGGGAAAGAAAUGGAAUGGUACACAGAACCAAAUUCCUGCCCAUCAUGGUUUGGUGACAUGAUAAAACUGAGAGACAAGAAGUCGGGGAAGGCUUACGAAGUUCUGAUGAAGCAGUGGGUCCGCAUGGAGGAUGACCAUGACUACUGGCGAGAGUUUCCCGUGGCUCAAGACAACCCAUCUGACACCCUGCCAGUGAGAGACUACUUGGUGGAUGUGUUCACCGGCCAGCAGAACGGCUCUGGAACAAACGGCCAUGUCUUCCUGCAGCUCUCUGGAGAUCACGGGGACAGCGGAUUGCGACAUCUGCAUGGGUCAAGGACAAAUGCAAACAAAUUUGAAACAGGAUCUCAUGACUUAUUUAGGAUUGAAGCAGUUGAUCUGGGAAAACUGAACACAGUUAAAAUACACUUGGAAGGAUAUGGACAGAACCCGACAUGGUAUUUGGACAAAGUGGAAGUGAAGGAAUCAGAAGAAUCCUCUCAAGUUUUUGUCUUUGAAUGUGACAGGUGGCUCUCCGGAGAAGCGCCGAGUCAGCUGACCGUUGAGCUUCCGCUGACGUCCGUCCAAGACACACCCAGGGUCCAGGCGGAGGAGGUCGUGGAGGCCCCAGAGGAGCCAGAGGAAGAGAAGCCAAAGCCUGGGGACUGGCGAGUCUACGUGAUGACAAGUUCUGAGCCCGGCAGUGGGACAGAUGCCAAGGUCACCUUGACGGUUUUGGGGGACAAAGGCAGUUCUGGGCCACUCGUGCUUGGCGCAGCGGGUCAAGACUUUUUCUCUGAAGGACAAACAGACCAGUUUGAUGUGUGGCUGGAACCGGAGGAUGUUGGACAGAUACAGAAAGUUCGCCUGGAACAUGAUGACUCGGGACAAGCGGCAGGGUGGCGAGUGGAUCAGCUUGUGAUGGAGAACCUGUUCAAUGGAGAGAAACUCUCUUUUGUUGUUAACCGAUGGCUCAGCUUUGCUGACAGGGAAGGUGACAUUGUGUGUGAGGUAGCAGCUGAGUACCCAGACAGGACUCCUCUGAAAAGUGUAAAAUAUGUGGUGAAGACUGUGACAGAAGCUCAGGACUCUGCUGGAACCCAGGCCAUUGUGUACAUCAACAUCAUCGGCAGUCAGGGAGAUUCUGGAAAACGGUGUCUGAAAAAUAAUCUUGAUGAGAAUGAAAAGUUCGCCAUUGGAAAGACAAACUACUUCCACAUUGAAGCGAUUGAUCUUGGAGCACUUCAGAAGAUAUGGAUCGGCCAUGACGGUUCUGGUCCUGACUCUGCUUGGAAGCUGCAGUGUGUUCUAGUCAGAGAUGCAGACGCCAAGACCAGAGAGAGUUUUGUGUUCCCCUGGGGAAAGUGGCUUAGCUCUGAGGAACAAUCAGAAGCUGUGAUCAUUGUGGCAGACGAGAUGGUGUCGGAGGAUGUGGAUGGGCCAAGUCAAGAUGAACCUGCAGACGGGGAAUUAAAGUUGGAACUUCCCUAUACCAACCGCACUGAAAAUGAUCAGCCGACCUUGAGAACAGACGAAGGUUAUCAGGAAGACUAUGGCCCAUCAGAUACAGAUGCCGCUCUCACGGCAAGGAUGUACACAGCCUCGGAUUCCUCUGUUGAUCCGUUCUCUCAACGAAAUGUGGGUGAGACUGCUAGAGAUGAAAGCGUUAUUGACGAAGAAAAUGAAAACAGUAAUAAGGAAUCACCCGCCAGUUUGGCUCUGGUUGAUACUGCUCGAGAAACUGAAGUUGUUGGGGCAGGAAAAGAGAAAGAUGCUGAAGAUGAUGUGCCUGAAGAUGAAAUUGUUGAUACAACACAGGAGAAUGCUCAAGACGAGGCUGGGAAAGAUGAUGGUAGUAUUGCAGCUGAGCAGAAUGAUGAUGAAGUCGGAGAAGAAGACAAUGUCACUGCAAGAGAAGAUGUAGACACGGCCAAGGAAGAAGACAAUUCUGGUGCAGCUGAGGAGGAAGAAAAUGACCCCAACAAAGAAGAAAAUGACCCCAACAAGGAAGAAAAUGAGGUUGCUCAAGACACAGAAUGCGAUGAUGCAGCACAUGAUACAGUUGAUGACACUGAUAAAGCCGAUGAUACUGUAGAUACAAACAGAGAUGAUGAUGAUGAAGCCACGGAAGCAGAAACCAAGAGUCAAUCAGGUGAACAGGAGCCCGGUUCGGAGACAGACAGGACUGAAAAUCCCGCUGAAGAAAAAGAACAGGAUGAUCAUUCUUCAGAUCCAAAAGCAAAUGACAAUGUCGACACUAAAAGUAAAAGUGAGGCUGAUGAGAUUAACGACCAAAGCAGUAACGAAGCUGCCAGGGACGAUGGUGAGGGAGAUGGAAACAGUGAGAGUCAAAAUGACCCAGAUACUGCUUCUGGCAAAAAUAAACCUACUGAGGAAAACUCUGCCUCAAAUCGGAGUGAAAACGAAAAUGGUAAUACAGCACCAGAUGAUGUUGAUAAUGAAGAAAAUGUGGAAAAUCAGGCUAGUCAAGGGAAAGACGGUGACCAGAACCCUCAAGAUCAAAAUGCGGUGAGUGAUGACUGAAUGAAAUAUGAAUGCAGGACAGGAUUAGCGUGAUCGCGUUUAGUUGACUUAACACUCAAAUAUGAAAUAGAGAGUUUGGUGACGAAGCAGGAAUAAUAUGUGCAAUGGCAGGAAUGAAGCAAUAUAUUAUGAAUUUUCAGAGUCUGAGUUGUCAAUAGUGCAAGAUUUAUGUGUAUAGCACAGAAUAUGCUGUUUUGACCUGUUGAAAAAAAGAUACCAAGCUGUACUAGCGUACUGCAAGCCUCUCUUGUUUCACCCGUUGUCUAAAAUGUACAAAAUAUAAAGUGUCAUAGAGGGGAAAAAAAGAGAAAAGAGCUUUGUGAAUGGCUGGGACAGCUGUGGAACAAAUAUAUUCCGUCAUGUCUACUAUGGUGUAAGAACACAUGAAAGUCUUAAAAUUUAACUUAAAAAAUAUGGCCAAACACUUGGUAUUAUUUCGUCAUUAUUCAAUGGUCGUGAUUGUAAUACAUCGAAUGCUGUUACUUUCAUGCAGCUUUAACUGCGAAUCUUAAUCAUUUUACUAUUUUUGUACCUUUUGAUAUCAAAGAUGCCUGGCCAAAAGAUAAUACAAUCAUAUUAACACAUCAUGUAAUACACUGUUCAUUUGCUCAGUUUCCCUUUCAAAUUUAUCAUGAUUCAAAAGUAUUAAUGUAAAGGCUUCCACUCUUAACUUAGUUUACACCACAUCAUUUUUCUCCUCUUAAUUUUUUGUUUGUAAUUUCUUCGGGGAACUUGCGUUGUUGUAGAUCUUGAUAGAUAAACAUGAAUAAGACUUGAGAGUGAAAGUAGAUCUACAUAACAGUAAUAUUCAACUUUGAAGACAUUUUUUUGCUAUAUAUGAUGAUUGUUUGGCAGCUUUCUGUUGUUGUCACAUGCAAUUGAUACACAAAUUAUUCACGACUUAGAAAACAAGAAGACAUAAUUGAGAACUUAAAUCUUAUAACUUCAUUCCACUAAUUUGACAAUUUGAUCUCUUCUCCUUGUUUACGUGACUUUUGAACCUUUUUAUAUUUAUCUAUUUAUUUUGUAUCUUUCCAUAUUGAUAAGUGUUGUUAACUUUGAAACAGACUGAGGUGUAUCAUUGUCAUCAUACUUGACACUUAGAAAUGUUGUAUCACGAAUCAUGGUCUUUCAUAUUGUGUUGGCAACUGAAGUCACAUGAAUGCAGUAUAUCAAAUGUCUAAUGUAACUCACAGCACUUGCACUCCAGAAAUUUUUCUCAGCUGAGUAUAUGUGAUUUAUUUUUGUAUAUAUAAUAGAAUAAUGCAGAUUCUAAAGGUCAUUUCAAAGAAUAUUUGUCUCUAUCACAAAGACGAAAAAAGAAGAUAUGAUAGUGAUUCAUUCUGUCAUGUAGAACUUAACAGUCCUGUCAGUGAGUCAAGUUGACUCUGUACAAAACACUGAUUUAUGUCUGGACACAGUAUUUUACUUAAAUGAUUUUAUUAUGAAUUAUAGCACUAAGUAUAACCUUAAAGAUUGGAGAAAUAUCAAUAUGUAAUGAUAAUACAUCGUCAACAAUCUCCUACAGCCUUUCAAUUUGUCACUUCUGGACAUUAAUUCUCACAAAGCACUAAAAUGUCAGAAGUGUGAAUGAGUUAAAUUCGCCUUUAAUUUUUUUAAUAAGAUCUAUGUAUUUCUAGCAUAUUUGGGGGCCCUGGGGAGAAAGCUAAAAGAGACCCGUAUAAUGGUCGUACUCUUCUCAAAGACAGGUUACAGUGAUAAUGCAUAAUGCUUCCUGCCUGUUUUUUUUUAUUGUUGUUGUUUGUCUCAAUCACAAGAACCUGCGCAACGCCUGUUAUUCAAUGUGAUGAUUUAUUUUCAUUGUCAGAAUUGUCAUACUUUUGGGUUUUUUCCUGCGAUUUCUUUCUUUUUUUUUUUCUUUUUUUUUUUUGGUCUUUUGUUGCCUGACUACUUUUGGUUGUCGAAGUUUGUGUAUUGGAAUAUCUUCAGAUACAAGUUUGCGUUUCUGAUCUGUUUUAUGCUUUUCUUGCAUGGUAAAGGUAGAUUUUUUUUCUUCAGUUUUCCUACUUUGUGGUUUUGUCCUUUCUAAAAACUGUCAGUGUUGUUGUAUUUUCUGUAAUUUGUUAUUAUGGUUACCAUGAUUCAAAUGGUUGCAACCAGUAGAAGGUUUCAUGAAUGUUUUUCUGUUCAUAACAAACAGGAUGUUGACAUAUAAUGCUUUUAUUUUCUACUUUAGUUCCAUGGAAUCCAGAUAGUGGAAUAACCUUUUGACCUGUGUCAUCUGCAUCUCAAGUGUGACAUUAGGUUGAAUUUCUUCAAUGACAUACAUAAAUUUACAUUUUUUCUUUACAAGUAAGCAUAAUUUGCAUUUUUUUUACCCACUCAGCAUUGGUUUUAAUUAAGAUCUGAGUCUUAUACAAUAAUGUUGUGUAACAUGUGAUUGGAUUUUUUCCAGGCUUACAGUUGACUGAGAUAGUAUCAAAUUCUAUCAUUUGGUUGCAUUGAAUUUUGAAGUAUGAAUGCUACUUUUUUUUAAACAUAAGUAUUCCUUAUAUUAUUAUAUUUAUUAUCUUCUCAAGAGUUACAGGACUCAAUUUUCUCCAGUAGUUGUUCAUGUUAAAAAUGAAAAAUGUUCUGUUUUGUGAUUUGUAACUGUGAUACUAUUAGAAACAUUCCUAGCCUAAUAUAAAGUAACACAGUUUAUUCUAUUGUGAUUGAAAUAGAGUCAUGUUUAUAUUGUAUCAUUGACAUAAAACUUACAUUAAAGGUCAAGGUAAAUCCUGAAAAACA
This is a messenger RNA of Aplysia californica (California sea hare), 14052 nucleotides long. Its product is annotated as lipoxygenase homology domain-containing protein 1. Gene Ontology annotation, molecular function: growth factor activity. Gene Ontology annotation, biological process: intracellular signal transduction. Lineage: Eukaryota; Metazoa; Mollusca; Gastropoda; Aplysiida; Aplysiidae. The coding region runs from base 94 to 11301 and encodes 3735 amino acids. The record is from RefSeq and is a predicted model, not a curated record. The transcript has 72 exons.